This is a messenger RNA of Phlebotomus papatasi, 1113 nucleotides long. RefSeq names its product coiled-coil domain-containing protein 130 homolog. NCBI's taxonomy places the organism in Eukaryota, Metazoa, Arthropoda, Insecta, Diptera, Psychodidae. The record is from RefSeq and is a predicted model, not a curated record. Gene Ontology annotation, cellular component: U2-type spliceosomal complex; post-mRNA release spliceosomal complex. The coding region runs from base 1 to 963 and encodes 320 amino acids. Gene Ontology annotation, biological process: mRNA splicing, via spliceosome. The transcript has a single exon.
AUGGGUGAACGCAAGGGUCAGAACAAAUACUAUCCCCCGGACUACGAUCCACGUGCCGGGGGACUCAAUAAAUUCCUGGGCACUCAUGCUCUCCGCGAAAGAGCCCGGAAACUGGAUCAGGGAAUCCUGAUAAUUCGCUUUGAGAUGCCCUAUAACAUCUGGUGCGAUGGAUGCAAGAACCACAUAGGUAUGGGAGUGAGAUACAAUGCUGAGAAGAAGAAGGUGGGAAUGUACUACACAACCCCUGUGUAUCAGUUCCGGAUGAAAUGUCACCUGUGUGAUAAUCAUUUUGAGAUUAAAACGGAUCCCGGGAACCUGGAUUAUGUAAUAAUAUCAGGGGCACGGCGGCAAGAGAACCGAUGGGAUCCCACACAAAAUGGUCAGGUGGUUCCGGAUGACAAGGAGAUGCAGAAGAGACUAUUUGACGAUGCUAUGUUCAAGCUGGAGCAUACGGCAAAGGAUUUGGCAGCUUCUGAGGCAGCUAAGCCCGUCCUCGGACGUCUCUUUGAGCGCAAUGAGGAUGUCUGGAGGGAUCCGUAUGAGGCAAACUCAAGAUUGAGAGCAGAAUUUAGAGCCAAAAAGAAAGAUCUCAAAGCCACUGAAGAGAUAGACAAGACCCUUCUGGCUAAAUCCAGUCUGGAGAUUGAUUUGGUGCCUGAGACUGAAGAUGACAAGCACAUGGCUUCUCUUAUGAGCCUGCAGACUGUGAAGUCUUCCGAAGAGGAAGCUGCUGAGAGGCGUCAAAAUGCUAUAAAUCGCCCAUCUCUACCAGGAAGCAAUAUAAUCUCCUUUGGAGGAAUCCGGGCAGAAAAGUUACUCAGCAAAAAGCUAAAUGUAUCAGAUCUGGGCAUUAGGAAGAGACCAUCGGCUACUGAGACAUCUCCAGAGGAGUCGAAAAAGCCCAAGGAAGACUCUAAGAGCCUGUCUCUCGUUGGGGAUUAUUCAAGCAGCGAUACGGAUUAAUCCUGAGUGUCUCGCUAAAGGUGAUUUGCAAUCCUCUAAAUCUAAUUUUUAUUUUAUAAAAAGAUCAUAAAGACGAACACUUAAAAACCCUAAAAAGAAUUUUAUGGGAAAUCACAGCAAUCGUGAUUAUUCCAAUUUUGUCUUUUUCAC